Messenger RNA from Scomber japonicus (chub mackerel), 4698 nucleotides. RefSeq names its product patched 1 (gene ptch1). Gene Ontology annotation, cellular component: plasma membrane. The record is from RefSeq and is a predicted model, not a curated record. Lineage: Eukaryota; Metazoa; Chordata; Actinopteri; Scombriformes; Scombridae. Gene Ontology annotation, molecular function: hedgehog family protein binding; smoothened binding; hedgehog receptor activity. Bases 1 to 4698 code for a protein of 1565 amino acids. The transcript has 23 exons. Gene Ontology annotation, biological process: smoothened signaling pathway.
AUGGCCUCGGCUGCUAAUGCGCCCUCCGAACAGGAAAACAGAGACCCCGAUCGGCCGAGGAUAACGCGGAGGAACAGGGGGGACUAUACCCGCAACACACCGCUGGAUUUGGAGUAUUUGCAGCGGCCGAGUUACUGCGAUGCGGAUUUUGCUUUGGAGCAAAUAUCCGAGGGGAAGGCGACUGGGAGGAAGGCACCUCUAUGGCUGAGAGCGAAGUUCCAGAGACUUUUAUUCAGGCUGGGCUGUUACAUACAAAAGAACUGCGGAAAGUUUUUGGUUGUGGGCCUCAUGAUUUUUGGAGCUUUCGCUGUGGGCUUACGGGCAGCUAAUUUGGAGACAGAUGUGGAGAAACUAUGGGUGGAAGUCGGUGGGCGUGUGAACCAGGAACUGAGGUACACACGUCAGAAGAUAGGUGAGGAGGCAAUGUUUAACCCUCAGCUGAUGAUCCAGACGCCGCGGGAGGACGGAGCCAAUGUUUUAACAGUGGACGCGUUAUUGCAGCACCUGGAAUCAGCCAUCCGAGCCAGCAGAGUUCAUGUUUACCUUUAUAACAGACAAUGGAAAUUAGAACACUUAUGCUACAAAUCAGGAGAACUAGUCACAGAAACUCAUUUUAUGGAUCAGAUCAUAGAAAAGCUACACCCCUGCCUCAUCAUCACCCCUUUGGACUGUUUCUGGGAGGGAGCCAAGCUCCACUCUGGAAUGGUCUAUCUCCCAGGUAAAGACCCUUUACAAUGGACCAACUUUGACCCUAAAGAUUUCCUUGAGGACUUGCGAAGGGCAAAGUUCCCUGUGGAAGGCUUUGAGGACAUGUUGGAGAAGGCAGACGUCGGACACGGCUACAUGGAUAGACCCUGUCUGAACCCUGCAGACCCCGACUGCCCCCUCACUGCACCAAACAAGAACUCAACAAAGCCAUUCAACGUGGCGCGGGCCCUGACUGGCGGUUGCCAUGGUCUGUCCAGGAAGUACAUGCACUGGCAGGAGGAACUGAUCGUAGGAGGGACCACCAAGAACGGCAGUGGACCCCUGCUCAGUGCCCAGGCCUUACAGACCAUGUUCCAACUGAUGACUCCCAAGCAGAUGUUUGAGCACUUUCGGGGCUAUGAGGAGGUUUCCCACAUCAACUGGAAUGAAGAAAAGGCUGCAGCUAUACUGGAAGCCUGGCAGAGGAGAUACUCUGAGGCGGUGCUGCAGAGUGUGGCAGCAAAUUCGUCUCAGAAGGUCUUGUCUUUCACCACCACUACUCUGGAAGAUAUUCUCAAGUCUUUCUCUGAUAUUAGUGUCAUCCGUGUGGCCAGUGGUUACCUGCUGAUGCUGGCCUAUGCGUGUCUCACUAUGCUGCGGUGGGACUGUGCCAAGUCUCAGGGGGCUGUGGGGCUGGCGGGUGUCCUGCUGGUGACACUGUCUGUAGCAGCUGGCUUGGGCCUCUGCUCUCUCCUUGGCAUCUCCUUCAAUGCCGCCACUACGCAGGUGUUACCAUUCUUGGCUCUGGGUGUUGGAGUGGAUGAUGUCUUCCUCCUUGCUCAUGCCUUCAGUGAGACUGGACAGAACAAGAGGAUCCCAUUCGAGGAUCGUACAGGCGAGUGUCUGAAGAGGACGGGAGCCAGCGUGGCUCUCACCUCCAUCAGUAAUGUCACAGCAUUCUUCAUGGCAGCCCUCAUCCCCAUCCCAGCGCUCAGAGCUUUUUCUCUACAGGCUGCAGUGGUGGUGGUGUUUAACUUUGCCAUGGUGCUGCUCAUCUUCCCCGCCAUCCUCAGCAUGGAUCUCUACAGACGAGAAGACAGACGUUUCGACAUUUUUUGUUGCUUCUACAGCCCAUGUGCCAAUCGUGUGAUUCAGAUUGAGCCUCAGGCGUACCUGGAUGGGGCCGACGGGAGUCGCUACAGCCCUCCCCCAUCCUACCGCACCCCACCUCCCUCAUAUCGCACACCUCCCCCAAGCUACAGCAGCCCCCCUCCCUCCUACAGCAGCCAUGGCUUUGCCCAGCAGACCCAGAUCACCAUGCAGUCCACUGUGCAGCUCAGGACAGAGUAUGAUCCCCGCACGCAGGCUUUCUACACCACAGCUGAGCCCAGAUCCCAGAUUUCCGUGCAGCCCAUCAACCCAGCACCAGCCAGGAAUAAUCCUAAUAAUGACUAUUACAGUGGCAACACCAGCAGCAGCAGGAGCAGUAGCAGCAACCGUGGAAAUCUCAACAACAACAACACUGGGAGCCGAAAUAAUGGGGCAUCUCGAGGUUCUGCCACUUUCUCCCAUCACCAUGCACCUCCUCCUGCUGCCCCGACCUCAAGUCCCAGCUCAGUUCCCCAGGGUGAUGUUGCCUCAUCAACUGGCCAGAGCCCAGAGAACAACAGCUCCACACGGGACCUGUUGUCCCAGUUUGGUGAAGCAUCACUGGGUCUGCGAUGCCUCGAGCCUCCCUGCUCCCGCUGGACACUGGCUUCUUUUGCUGAGAAGCACUACGCUCCAUUCCUUCUGCAGCCCACCACCAAGGUGGUUGUGAUUGUGCUGUUCCUCUGCCUGCUGGGAGUCAGUUUAUAUGGGACCACCCAGGUGCGGGAUGGCCUCGAAUUGACGGACAUCGUACCCAGAGAAACCAGCGAGUAUGACUUCAUCGGCGCCCAGUUUAAGUUCUUCUCUUUCUACAACAUGUAUGUGGUGACACAGCGGGCUGAUUAUGCCCAGAAACAGCCUCUGUUGCACCAGCUCCACCAGAGGUUCCACACUGUUCGCUAUGUGCUGAAGGAGGACAAUGGACAGCUGCCCCGCAUGUGGCUUCACUUCUUCAGGGACUGGCUGCAAGGUCUGCAGCAGGCGUUUGACAAGGACUGGGAGGCUGGCCGCAUCACUGUAAACAGUUACAGGAAUGGUUCUGAUGGUGGCGUUUUGGCGUACAAGCUUCUGGUGCAGACAGGACGCAGGGACAAGCCCAUCAACUUCAACCUGCUGACUCGUCAGAGGCUUGUGGAUGCAGAUGGGAUCAUCAACCCUGGGGCUUUCUACAUCUACCUAACCGCCUGGGUCAGCAAUGAUCCUGUGGCGUACGCUGCUUCACAGGCCAACAUUCGCCCACACCCUCCAGAGUGGCUCCACGACCGUACCGAUUCCAUGCCCGAGACACGCCUCAGCAUCCCGGCUGCUGAGCCUAUCGAAUACGCACAGUUCCCCUUCUACCUCAAUGGGCUCCGGGAGACGCCACAGUUUGUGGAGGCCAUCGAGAGUGUGCGGGCCAUCUGCAGCAACUACAGCCGACAAGGCCUGCCCUCUUACCCCAACGGCUACCCUUUCCUCUUCUGGGAGCAGUAUGUUAGUCUGCGCCACUGGCUCUUGCUGUCCAUCAGUGUCGUGCUGGCCUGCACCUUUCUGGUGUGUGCCCUCUUCUUGCUCAACCCAUGGACCGCUGGCAUCAUUGUGUUGGUGCUGUCUCUCAUGACAGUAGAGCUGUUUGGCUUCAUGGGGCUGAUGGGAAUAAAACUGAGUGCCGUCCCUGUGGUCAUUCUCAUUGCCUCUGUCGGCAUUGGAGUGGAGUUCACCGUCCAUGUGGCACUGGCGUUCCUGACAGCCAUAGGGGAUCGUCACAAGCGGGCAGUGCUGGCAUUGGAGCAUAUGUUUGCACCAGUGCUCGACGGAGCCUUUUCCACCUUGUUAGGGGUCCUAAUGCUCGCAGGCUCUGAGUUCGACUUUAUCGUCAGGUAUUUCUUUGCAGUGUUGGCCAUCCUAACAGUUCUUGGAGUACUGAAUGGAUUGGUCCUUCUUCCAGUAUUACUGUCAUACUUUGGGCCCUAUCCAGAGGUGUCUCCAGUCGAUGGUCGUAGCCGGUUACCCACCCCAUCCCCAGAGGCCCCACCUCACGUGGUCCACUUCUCAGUCCGUCCUCACCACACCACCGCUGCCACCACCACCUCUGGUGCAGCUUCUGACUCGUCAGACUCUGAAUACAGCUCUAACGCCACGGUGUCAGGUAUCAGUCAGGAGCUGCAGAACUACAACCUGCCCUCACACAGAGGGCAAGCCAGAGCAGAGGAGCAGCAGUACCACCUCCAGACCAGCAGAGGCAGAGUAGUCAGGACAGAGGAGGAAAGAAGAGCAGGAUCAGGGCAUAGGCGCUCAGCCAGACAGCCUGGUCCUCCAGCCUACACUGUGUCCUCGUCGGUCCCCUCUCAGGGUUGUGAUUCUGGGCCCCAGUCUGGGGCUACUCAGCGCAACAGCAGCAGGGACCCCAAGAGCCAGCUGCACCGGCAGGGCCCGCCCCCAGCCCGCCCGCGCAUGGACGCUUUUGAAACUGCUACUGAGGCUGGGGGCCAUUAUGGCUCACAUGGCCAUAGAGAACACUCAGCAGGCCACAGAUCCCGCUCUUCCCACAACCCACAGCCUAAUCACCACCUCCCGCACCAACCCAACCCUACCCCUUAUUGCCAGCCCAUCACCACGGUAACAGCGUCAGCCUCAGUCACUGUUGCUGUACACCCAGCCCCCUUGUCCAAUCAGAACCCCUCCGCGUCCUCUUACCCAGGAUACACUGCAACAGACAGUUACUGCCCAUCGGGGCAGGUGGAGCCAGAGCCUGCAUUCCAGGACCCACAUGUGCCACAGGACACCCACACAGGCACCAGAGGAAUCAAGGUGGAGGCCAUGGAGCUCCAGGAUUUGGAGUUUGAGGCAGCUGAAAGCAACAGUGGCAGACAGGCUAGCUGA